Messenger RNA from Eurytemora carolleeae, 2217 nucleotides. RefSeq names its product RNA 3'-terminal phosphate cyclase-like (gene Rtca). Gene Ontology annotation, biological process: RNA processing. Gene Ontology annotation, molecular function: RNA-3'-phosphate cyclase activity. Lineage: Eukaryota; Metazoa; Arthropoda; Copepoda; Calanoida; Temoridae. The record is from RefSeq and is a predicted model, not a curated record. Gene Ontology annotation, cellular component: nucleus.
GAAACGAAACAAAUAUUUUCACGUCAUCAAUUUCAAAUAGAAGUUUUCGUCGCGAUAAUUUGAAUAAGCUCAAUUUAUCAAGAAUGCGUAUGAGGGAUUGUAGGAAUUGUAGCGAUAUUCAACGAAGUUUUAAGUUUAGUAUCUGAAUCAAGGUGUGCAUGCAGUGUUUAUUGUGUACGUUUAUUUAAAUUUCAUCAUAUCACAUGAAUCACAUAUAUAUGUUUUCUGAAAGUUUUAGCACAUGCUAAGAAUGGCGGCCAAAAAACUGUUAGAAAUAGAUGGAUCUGUGAUGGAAGGAGGAGGACAAAUGUUGAGAAUAUCUGUUUCUCUAUCCACGAUUUUGGAAACUCCGAUUAAAAUUCACAAAAUCAGAGCUGGGCGAGCAAGUCCUGGUCUUAAAGCUCAACACCUGACAGGUCUUUCUUUAGUUCGUGAAAUCUGUAAUGGCAAACUUGAGGGAGGAAGCUUUGGUUCUAAAGAGAUAGCAUUCUCUCCUGGACAGAUGAAUGGUGGAGAAUACGCAGCUGAUACACAGAAUGCUGGAGCUGUUUGUUUGCUUGCACAGAUUGCUCUACCUUGUGCUCUUUUUGCACCUUCUUCUAUAGUGUUAAACCUACGAGGUGGAACGAAUGCCGACAUGGCUCCUCAGAUUGACGAGUUUACAGAGGUUUUCCUCGCAAACCUUAGACAUUUCGGACCAAUAGUAGAAUACGAGGAAACUUAUCAAACAUGCCAUUGUUCAUAUGUUUACUUUAACAGGCAAAAUAUGUUAUAUUUUUUACAAUUAAUAAAAUUACAUAAAAAACUAAAUCUUGGUUGUACCAGUGUUAAGAAUCCAUUUUAUUUUAAUGCAGAUCCAGAUCCGGAGCCUGGAUCCGCAUUGGAAAAAGUAUGGAUCCGGAGUCGGACCCAGAUUGUUAGUGUGACCGGUUGGUGCUUUGUUGCUGGAUCUUUACCUUUGAAGGUUGCAGAUUCUAUUGUGAAGGCUUGUAAAGAGGAACUGCACGCUGCUAACUCUCCUGCUCUCAGAGGAGUAAAGAUAAAUAUAGAAGCUUAUAAAGAAUCAGCUUCAGCAUCCUGUGGAAAUGGUUCAGGGAUUGUUCUUGUUGCUAAAACGACAACCGGCUGUGUUUUAGGAGGAUCUGCUUUGGGUUCCCCUAAAGUAUCAACGGAGGAAACUGGUAGAAAAGCAGCCACAGAGUUCCUCGAGGCUGUCGAAUGCGGAGGCUGUGUCGACAAAUAUAUACAGGAUCAGAUGAUUAUCUUUAUGGCUCUGGCUGCUGGAGAUUCUGCUCUUUGUACUGGACCUCUCACCCUGCACACUGAGAGUGCUAUACAUAUAGCUGAACAACUAACCGGAGCAAAGUUUACAAUUAGUAAUGAUGCAAACAGUAACUCUUGGCUGAUCCGUUGUUCGGGAAUUGGAUUCAGAAAUAAGUACAUCUGAAAACACGUUGUUCAGUAAUUGGAUUCAGAAACAAGUACUUCUAAACAAAAUGUUCAGUUAUUGGAUUCAGAAAUAAUUACUUCUAAACACACUGUUCAUUUAUUGGAUUCAGAAAUAAGUACUUCUCAACACACUGUUCAGUAAUUGGAUUUAGAAACAAGUACUUCUAAAUAAAAUGUUCAGUUAUUGGAUUCAGAAAUAAGUACUUCUGAACACACUGUUCAGUAAUUUGAUUCAGAAAUCUGAUCACGUUGUUCAGGAAUUAUUACAUGUGAAAGAAUUGUUCAAGAAUAAGUUUUUUUAAACAUUGUUACGUAAGAUAUGUUCAGGGAAAAGAAUUUACUUGAGAUUGUUCCUUUAAACCUUUAUCCCAAUAAAUGAGGGUGGGGAUGAAUUUUUCUACUUUCUACUUAAAUAUGCAAUGACUGCCUUAAAGCCUUAACAAAUGUAAAAUAUGUAUGAAUUUACAAAAUUUUUAAUUAUAUGCGCAACUAUAGGUUCUUGAGGGGAAAGGGGGUGUGAUAUUUUACCCCUAGGUUGCGCCUAUUUUGUAGUCUGUGAUUAUUUCCUCUUCAACUUGAGGACUAGUUUAAUUUGUGAUCUCAAUAUUUACUCUAUUCUACCUACACUAAUGUGAACAUGUUAAAUGAUUGCGCUGUGAGAUAUUUUUUCAUAAUUUUGCUAAAAACUGUGUACUACGUUUACUUAACUCUAUUCGUUUUUUUUCUAAUGUAAUCGUUUUUCUUUGUUACGUUGAUACUAAUUUCAGA